Westerdykella ornata is the source of this 2933-nucleotide messenger RNA. RefSeq names its product DNA cross-link repair protein pso2/snm1. Gene Ontology annotation, molecular function: 5'-3' DNA exonuclease activity; damaged DNA binding. Gene Ontology annotation, biological process: double-strand break repair via nonhomologous end joining; interstrand cross-link repair; protection from non-homologous end joining at telomere. Bases 65 to 2788 code for a protein of 907 amino acids. The record is from RefSeq and is a predicted model, not a curated record. The transcript has a single exon. Lineage: Eukaryota; Fungi; Ascomycota; Dothideomycetes; Pleosporales; Sporormiaceae.
CCUGCGCCGUCUUUUCUAUCAUUCUCUACCAACGCCUGCUGUAGACAUGUGAGGGAAACUGUCCAUGUUUCGAAAUCCUCGAGAAAAUCGUACUCUACCUCCGACAAGCCAACUGCCUCCGUCAGUCGGUCGCCCUCCCUCGCCACCCCGCUUCAACUCCACGAUAAACAUUGCUACGGCGAUGCCUGCCCAAAACUCGCGGACAAUGGCUACUCCGAAGCCCCGAAGGACCUCUUCACAGGCACGGCAGACCCAAACGACCUUGGUGCCUUCAAGUUGGGGCAAAAAGUCAGUGAAUGGCGGCACCAAGGCUAAGCCGAAAGCCGCUCCCAACGGGAAUAUCAUGGCAUUCUUCAAGAAGGCGGAGGAGCAGAACAACAGGAUAUUCUUGCAGGAAAGGGGCACAAAUGCCGGUUUGGCUGAACCGGAUGCUGAGGAGCCGGAUAUUGGGUGGGCUGACAGCCUGGAUGUGAUAGAAGCGGACGGGGUGGGCGCCGGGUCGGACGAUAGGCGUUACAACGAGUACGGUGGUAGUUUCAAGCGACGGAGGGUUACCGAGGAAGCAUUACCGGAGGAGUGCAGUCCACCACCCCCACAAGAAAGCUACCGUCCUGGGUCCACUACGCCAGCGAUCCAUCUGAAGGAAGUGAAGAAAACCGGACCAUUUAUAGAUGACUCCGACUCAGAGACUGAGGAUGUCGUCUCGAACACCGAAAGAGGUAUAGAAAGGUGCCAACCACCGUCUGUUAGGUCACGGAAUUCUAAUCUUUCACCUUUGAAGUCGACCAUGGCCAACUCUACUGAGACGACGGUCCGGGAACCGCCCCGCUCGUUUCACGCUCCGCCAUCUUUGAAGACCGAAGAUACUUCUGUGCCAGAGGAAGAGAACAACUUGGACGAUUAUGAGGGUGUCGAUGACGAUGAUUUUCAAGAAGGAGAGGAGAACGAGGAACGACAUUGGAUGGAGGAACAAAGACGGCUUGAAAUGGCUGAGGAAGGUGUGCCCGAAGAGUUCAUGGACCUGGAAGUGCCUUUCAUGUUUCCUGGAACCGAAAAUGGCAAUGAGUUGGCUACGGAGCUUCCCACUGAAGAGGUACCGAGCUGUCCAAUUUGCAACGCUCCUCUGGACGCACUUGGCGAACAGCAAAGGCUGGUGCACGUGAAUGCAUGCUUAGAUGGGAACUCUAUAGCAGCAUCAGAUUCAACCAAUUCCGCCGAGGCUACGUCAAAACCCUGGAGCAAUGGCAGAAACAUUUUCAGACCGACACCGCGCCCCGCGCGCGAAGGGCAGGCGAAUCCAUUUCAACUUGGGGAAUUCAAUGAAGCCGACAAGUCAGCUUUCUCAAAACUGAUGGCGAAUAAUGCCGAGGACUCCGCAUGGGCCACGGCAGCAGUCGCCGAACGCACGGCGAGGGGGAAGCCAUCCUAUCAACGGACUUGCCCUUUCUAUAAGAUUCUGCCCGGCUUCUAUAUCUGCGUGGACGCCUUUCGCUAUGGUGCUGUUAAGGGGCAAAAUGCCUACUUUCUCAGCCAUUUCCAUAGUGAUCAUUACAUUGGACUGACAUCGUCCUGGUCCCACGGCCCGAUAUAUUGCAGCAAAGUUACGGGAAACCUGGUGCGGCAACAACUCCGGGUAGAUCCCAAGUGGGUGGUCGAUCUUGAGUUUGAGCAGAAGACGGAAGUGCCAAAUACUGAGGGAGUUUUCGUUACAAUGAUACCCGCUAACCAUUGUCCUGGGAGCUCGUUAUUUCUCUUCGAGAAGGAAGUGGGAAAAGUUCAAAACCCCAGGUUGCAACGAGUUCUACAUUGUGGAGAUUUCCGAGCAUGCAAGGCACAUGUGGAGCAUCCUCUUCUACGUCCUGACGUGCUGGAUACGGUAAGUGGGAAAACGAGGCAACAGAAGCUCGAUGUCUGUUACCUUGACACAACGUAUCUGAACCCCAAAUAUGCUUUUCCGCCGCAAGAACAAGUUAUACAAGCUUGCGCCGACAUGUGUGUAAGUUUGAAUACUGCUACAGCGGACGAGAACGAUGGUUGGGAAAAGAUGAAGAGGGAGCGUGCUGGCCAAGGCAUGGUCAACUUUAUCCAAAGGGAACGAGAGCAACUGGCAGGAGCGGAUCCCGAUGCCAUGGCGAUCAACGGACAGGAUGGUCCUAAAGACAGCGGCCGGUUGCUAGUGAUUGUCGGCACUUACAGCAUCGGAAAAGAGCGCAUGUGCGUUGGUAUUGCAAAAGCCUUGAAAAGCAAGAUUUAUGCCCCUCCAAACAAGCAAAAGAUUUGCCUAGCACUGGAGGACCCCGAACUGAACGCCCUUUUAACAACAGAUCCGAGGGACGCGCAAGUGCACAUGACGCCGCUCUUCGAAAUCCGCGCAGAAACACUUGACGACUAUCUGCGCGACUACCGUGAUCACUUCUCAAGAGCCGUCGGCUUCAGGCCGUCAGGUUGGAAUUACCGCCCACCAAAUAGUCGGUUCACGGAGAAUCCAUCCGUGCAAACAGUGCUACACUCGAAAAACUGGAAAACCCAAUUCACAAUGCGAGACUUGACACCACAAAGAGGCAGUACAAGUCGGGCCAGUUGCUUCGGUGUUCCUUACAGUGAGCAUAGCAGUUUCCGCGAGCUCACAAUGUUUUGCUGUGCUUUGAGGAUCGACAAAAUCAUCCCGACGGUCAAUGUGGGAAAUGCUAAAGCUAGGGAGAGGAUGAAGGCUUGGUGCGAUAAGUGGGCCCUGGAAAAGAAGAAGAAUGGGCUAUUCCGCCUUUGGGAGGAUGGGAGUAGCUGGUAGAUGGCCUUUGUUGCCAGACGAAUCACUUGGGCGCCUUUCAUCAGCUUUGAUAGGACACGCUAUUGUAGCAUUCCAUUCCUGGUACUUUCACGGCGUUUGUCAAAGAUACCCAGAUGUUCCAUCCAAUAGACAUCCACAAUUCAAA